GGCGCGGGCGGCGCCGGGCCUAACGGGAGGCGGCGCGUGAGGCGGAGCGGGGCGGGCCCAUGGCCUGGCCCUGGGGGCCGCCGCCGGCACAAGCAGAAUGAGUACGUGUUGUUGGUGUACCCCUGGUGGUGUCAAUGCCAGCCGUUUGCUACAAAGUUAUGCUUCUGAGGAGUUGUCCUCCAGUGAACUUACAGGAGCCAACGAUGACCUCUGCUACUGCGUGGAGUGUGUGGAUGAGUACCACAAAGCAAGGGAUAAGGUGCCAUCACUUCAAAAGAUCCUGUGGAAGUUGGAAACUUCUCGCCUUGUUGACCACUUGGAGAAAACAAUGCAGAAGAGAAAUGAACUUCCUGAUCUAUAUAUCAUAGAAGGGGACAAGGCCACACCUUGCUGUGCUUACACCAGUUCUGACUUGGAGAGAGACCUCAGUAUCCCUUUGCUCGAAAUAUUGAAACACCCGUAUCUGCUGCUCAGUGAGCGUCUGAGUGAGCUGUUUGUUGAGGCUCUCUUCGAAGUGGAGAAAAUCAACUACAGCUAUGAGGUUACUGGUAAACAUCCAGGGAUUUAUCUGCUUGUGGUUCACCCUAAUGAACAUAUCCGUCGGUGGGCCAUCCGAACAGCCACGAAUCUGGGGGAGGUGGACAGGGAUGACUACUACGACAUACAGGAAGUGUUCACCUGCUUGUUCAAAGUGAUCGAGUUGGGCUUGUUUGAAAAUCCUCAUAUUUAUAACUCCGCGGUGUCAGAGGAGGGAAAACUCAUCCUGUUGCCCCCCCAUCUCUAUGAUACCGGUGACCACAAAAGCUACUGGCUAGGCAUCUGUAUGCUGCUAACGGUGUUGGAAGAACAAGCUAUGGAUUCGUUGUUACUUGGUCCAGAAAAACAGAAUGACUUCAUGCAAUCCAUAUUGUCCACAAUGGAGAAACACACAGAUGAUGACAAGCAGGAUCCUUUCUGGCCAGCGCUGCAGUGUUUCAUGGUGAUCUUGAAUCGGCUGGGGUCCAAAGUGUGGGGUCAGCUGAUUGAUCCCGUCCAGGCAUUUCAAACCAUCGUCAACAGUCCAAGUUACAAGAAUAAAAUCAAACGCAUUCGCCAGAGUUGCAGGAGGACUAAAACUGAGCCAUUGUCUGACUAUGAAAAUGAGAUGAUUACUUCCAGCCAGAUUGUGUAUAACUACUACACAGAAAAGCCCCAAAAGGAAACUGGAUGGAAAACUGUUUGGUCAGAUUGCUUCCGCAACUUGCAUGAGGAUAUGCAAGCUUUGGCCAGCAUGCUUCAGUCUGACAGUGACCAAGAAGAGCAUUGGCACAGCAACACAUUUCUGUGGUUCAUCCCUUUUGUUCAUUCUCUUAUGGAUUUGAAAAGCGUAGGAGUUCCCUACAUCAUGGAGGUCAUCCGCUAUCUGUGUUCAGAAAUCAACGAGGUCUUCCGUGAAGCUGUCCAGUAUUGCGACAAAGUAUCUGAAAGCUUCAUUCUGAUACUGGUGUCGGUAGUUCAGCUCCAUUUUGCAAAAGAGUGCCUGCACUUGCUGUGGGUCAGCUCGCAAGCCUGGGUGGAGGCAGUGGUGAAAUGCGCUAAACUUCCAAGUGCAGCAAUUGUGCGCAGCAGUGAGGGGACUGCCUGGAACUUCCCAAGAGCUGCAGGGGCAAUCUCAUCUCAGGGCCAUUGCUCCGUGCAGCUCAUCUGCAUGAAGCUGAUACGUAGCCUCCUAAAGGAAGCUUACCAGCAAGGGCAGCAAGCCAGUUGCAAGUUCUUCCUUGACAAGCUCAAUUUACUUCUGCGCAACAAUAAUGUCUCUCAGGGCUGGCAGUUGAGCGCCGAGGACACGAGUGAAUUGCAAGUGUGUCUAAAGAAGUUCAUUAAAAGUAUCAACAGCAAACAGUUAACUCCUUCCUCCCAUGGAGGAAAUGCCACUGCUAGUAUUUCUUCAACUCUUUCUUCACUAAAGCAAGAAAAAGAAUCAUGGGAUGAGAGAUAUCCAGUGACUACAUCCUGUGAGCAGACUGCUGGUCUACCAUUAAGGAGGGAUGAAAGCUGCCAAGAAGGCCCAUCUCCCAAGAGAGUGGUUCAUUUGGGGGAGGAGCACAGGGAUGGCUCUUGUAGAGACCAAACUCUGUGUAAGACCUCAGAAUGCCUUGUGUCCAAUAUAAAACAAGAGCCAGACGAGAGGUCAGUACUGGAAGGUGGUAAGCUGGGCUGCUCCAACUUAGCAAAUGGACACAAGAAUGCCCAGAACAAAGAAUACUGUUGCCAAGACCUGGGAAAUCAGAGGGAGAGUGAUUCUUCGUACAAAAAUUACUUUAACCAAGGUUUCCAGGACCCAGAGACCAAAGAUAGGGAUGGAAAGGAGGUAAAGUCUAAAAGUUCUAAAUGCUUGCCUGUUCCGGAAAAAGAUCACGAUGGUAGGAGUGGCGGCAGUGGUUCAGAGGUAAAAACAGGUCAGAAUAACAUGUUAAAUGUCAAAGUUGUACUGGAGAAACUCAGCUUUACCUCCAAAUUAAAGCAGUUUAUUGAAAGUAAUAAGACAGGAACGGCCACAUCUGAACCAGAGGCAGAGAAGCAGCAGUGUCUCAAAGAUGGGAGCAGACAUCAGGAAGAGCAGACAAGCGGAAUUAUGGCCACUAGCUUGUCAAAUGUGCACAAACAAGAGUUGAGUUUAGGUGAUGCUUCUGAAGACAAGGAACUCUACCCAAAAAAGAUCUCCAAAGACGGGCUGGCAGAAUGUAGAGGUUCCUCCCAAGCAGAGGAUGAUUUGAAAGAGAGUAGCAGUGAUGAUGAAAACAUUCCAUAUUCAAAAAUUAGGAAGAAGCUGAGGAAAAAUAAAUCGGCUGUUGCAGCCAUCCCGUCGGCAGAUUCUCAGAUUGAUAGAGACCUCAGUAGACUGUCCCUAGCAGCGUAUGCCAAAGGAAUCAAUUUCCCUGUUGAUUCGGGCCAAGCAAGUGCUGUACGUGAGCAGAGCUGCAUUCAAAGGAAAGUCGGUGGUGCUUUUAGGUCCUGUUCUGGCGGGCAGAGCAACCAGUCGUCCUCUGAUACUGAUGAACCCUGCAAUCAAGUCAUAAUUAUUUCUGAUUCUUCUUCAGAUGAGGAUAAAAACAAAGUGAAUGUGACAAGAGAGCGAGAGAGAGAGAAAAGAGGCACAAGUCUUCAAAAGCAAUUCAGUUGUGAGCUUGAAAGUGCCAGAGGCCAAGAGCUAACCAGAACCUCCAGUUCCCCUCUGCCAUACGAAGACUAUGAUUCACAGUGCUUUGAAUUUGAAACUGAGGAUGACAUGUACUCAGUCUGGCAAGAGUACCAGGAGGAUGAGAAUGCGGCAGGCCACCCCGAGGAACAAGACCUUUCAAAAAACCCCAAAAGCAGCCAUUCACCAUGUGAUUUGGAAACUGGAAGACAAACCAAUGACCGAGAUUAUGAUACUGACUACCUUGGGGAAGAGGCCAUUGAAAGAGCAGCAGAGGCUUUUGAGCAACAGGUAAUCUUGAAGAGGAAAGAUAGUAAAGCUGAAGCAACACCUGAUGAAGAAACAGCUGUUACCAGUGGGAGGACAAAGCAUUUCGCAGAGAUGCAGGCUAACGACGGAGGAUGUUCCAGGCAUGACGGUCCACCUUUGCUCAGUCCUUCAGCAUCAAUAACUGCCCAUGAAAAAUCAAAUAAAAGGCCACGGAAAAGUUCAACAAAAUCCCAGCUGCUUAAAACAGCUAAUAAGAAAGCUGAGAAAGGAAAUGCCAGUCUAAAUGCUCACAACCGAAAAUCACCACAAAUCAAAUCUUCCAGGUCUGCCCCUGCUGUGGUCCCACCAAAAAAAAUUCACAAUUAUCCUCAGCCAAGAUCAACCGUGGAAAAACUUGGCCUGAAGAAAGCACCCCGCCAGGCAGCUGAACUCUCCCAGCGUUCGCUAGACAGUCUUGCUGAGCUGCGCAGCUACGGCAAAGCUGCGGGGGAGUUGGAUGUCCCGCAGCAAAGAAAGUCAAAAUUAAUUCCACCUCAGAGUUUGGUUCAUAAAAACAGGAAAAUGUUAGCCUGCCAAGAUCUACAGUUCUACCGGCAGUCAAGACCCAAACUGGAGGAGAGAGUUGGACGUACUCAUGGAAGAAAUUCUGAGACUCAACCCAAAAAACUAGUCAAGAAGGCAGAUGCAAAGCAGAGUGUCCCACAGGGUGCAAGUGGAGUUACUGAUGCAAUUCAGAAAGAGAGAGCUGAGUGCUUCAAUAACACCUCAGACAGAGAAAGGAAACAACAUUCACUAGAAAGAAAGGAGGUCCAGCCACCACCUGUCUCUGCAGUGAAGAAUGAAUUGCCCAGCCAGCCGACCAAUUUUGAUACGAAUGUUGCAGCAGCUGUUACUACUUUCCCAGGUAAUUUAGGUUCUGUUGUAGCUGGGGGUACUAAAAUGGACCUCGUGGUCUCCUCAUUUUCCUUCUCUAGCCCUUGUGAUGAAGCAGUUUCAAAAGAGACAGAAUCUAAAUUAAACAAGGACAGUGGAGAGGAUAAUGACCUUUUCUUAACACAGAGAGCGCCGGAGGAUAUGGAGAUAUGUUCUCAAAUGGAGAAUGGCAUAAUUGUGGAAGAAAGACCCUUGCAAGGUCACUACUUAAACACUGACACAUGCAAGCACGCCGGGUGUGUUGAAAAGGUUAGUCAAGCAGGAGCAUACUGCAUAAAGCAUGCUGUUGCUGUUCCGCUGGACCAUGUCUUUGCCAAGCCCCUUGCCCCCAAACCUCCAACAGCAAAGAUUUUUAGCUCCAGCUCUUCUAGGAGCGCCAACCUCACCAAGGACCUGGAACACAUUCACAAACCCUCACUGACUCCAAAGAGCAAACCUACGUUUAAGAUGGACGAUAUCAAGCGCCUCUCAUUUAUGAGCAUUCUUGGGCCUCGGAAUUCAAACAGCGACCUCCAGAAUGUGCCAAGUAACCAUAUUGCAGAAGCUGCUACGAUUCGGCUCACCUCAGGGAUUCGUGCUGGGCAAAAGAUGCACCCACCCUUCCCACAAGGAAACCAUUUUAACACCCAGAAGAGAGACCACAGCAUUUUCAACAAAGAGGUCCUAAAGUGGAACUAUGACAUGUUUGCAAGAUUCAGCCAGUUUGGGGUGCCAGAAAGCCUCCUUCAGUCAAUCGUGGCCGCUGUUCCAGUCAGAUUUCAGGGUUACAAUGACUACUUUGAUACAUUCUUCCCCUUAACGAUGCUGAAUGCUUUUGAAACGGUGGCACAAGAGUGGCAAGAGAAUCAGAAAUUGAAAGUGCAGAAGGAAUUUCUCCUGAAAUUAUUGAACCUCAGUGCGGACUCAAACGGAGCAGAUUUCACAGCUGACAUUCAGGAAAGGGAUCUGGAAAUUCAGGCGCAUCCCAAGGAAAGUGACUUGGUCUUCUUAAAGGUGUCCAGAAGACAAAACCCCUAUAGCGAAGAAGGUGGGAUGGAGAUCGUGCACGUUGGCCUGGUGACCCAUUUUUCCCAGCCAUCAGUCCGUGAAGCCACAGAGAAAAAAGAACAGCGAGUUGCCUGUCGCUUGUCUAUUCAGACCCAAGGGAGUUUGGCCUUCAUCAAUAAGGAAGUCAGAUGUGUGGUAGUGAGCUCUCUAGUGACAACACAGCGAAGGUUCAAGGCAUUACUUCUGCUCAGCCGAAGCCCUCUGUCCUCGUCUAUCUACAACGGAAGUUAUGCCAACUUCUCUCCAGAGGGCUUGAACGUGGACUCCGAGAAUGCUAUUUCUGACAUGGCUGAAUACAAUGAAGAUCAAAAGAGAGCCAUUGAGACAGCUUACACCAUGGUGUCAUCACCACUGCGUCCUCAAAUUUGCCUGAUCCACGGACCGCCUGGAACAGGGAAGUCCAAAACUAUCAUUGGACUUCUGUUCCGCAUCCUGGCCGAGAGAUCGGGGAAGGAGAAUCCCAUGCACAGCCUGAAUGCCAAGAUUAAGCGGAACCGUGUGCUGGUUUGUGCACCAUCCAAUGCUGCUGUCGACGAUUUGAUGAAAAAAAUAAUUCUUUUCUUCAAAGAAAAAUGCCAGGACAAAGGAAAUCCUUUAGGAAACUGUGGUGAUAUCAACUUGGUGAGGCUGGGGCAAGAAAAGUCAAUCAGCAAAGAGGUCCGAAAGUUCAGCUUGAAUGACCAAAUCAAGUACCGGAUGAAUAGAGGGAAGCUCGGCAAUGACCAGGAUCUCCACCGAAGGAAGGAAGAACUGGACCAGAGGCUGGACAUGCUUUCUCGCCAGCGUGCGAUGGAGAGAAAGGAGACCGAGAAGAAACAACAAUUAGAUGAGGAGAUCUGCAAACUUUCAAGGGAGAGAGAGCGGCUUGCUCAUCAACUGAAAGAGGUCCGGGGAUGGCCUCAGGAGAUGAAAACGAACAUAAUCCUGGAGUCUCACAUCAUCUGCUGUACCCUCAGCACAAGUGGUGGGGUGCUGCUAGAAUCGGCUUUCCGGAAGCAGUCCUAUAACUCGCUCAGCUGCAUCAUUGUGGAUGAGGCAGGACAGGCUUGUGAGGUUGAAACUCUCAUUCCGUUCAUUCAUGGCUGCCGAAAGCUUGUCCUGGUUGGCGACCCCAAGCAGCUCCCUCCUACUGUGAUAUCUGUGAAAGCUCAGGAUUACGGUUAUGACCAGUCUCUGAUGGGUCGGCUGUGCAGACACCUGGAGGAGCAAGUGCAGCAGAACGGGAUCAGGGAACUCCCGGUCCUGCAGCUGACCACACAGUAUAGGAUGCACCCAGACAUCUGCCUCUUCCCCUCCAAUUAUAUCUAUGGCCGCUCCCUGAAAACUGACAGGCUAACAGAAGAAAAUCGAUGCUCUUCAAAAUGGCCAUUCCAGUCAUAUUUGUUGUUUGAUGUGCGAGAUGGCCAGGAGCUACGGGAGAGUGAUUCCUUUGCAAAUCCCCAGGAAGUCAAGCUGGUGAUCGAAUUAAUGAAGGUGAUUAAGCACAAAAAGAAGCAAAUUGGCUUCCACAACAUUGGAAUCAUCACCCCAUACAAUGCACAAAAAAGGAGAAUCCUGAGAGAGUUGGAUAAAACCUUUGGGGAAAACAGAGCUAGCGAAGUGGACACCGUGGAUGGGUUCCAGGGCCGUGAGAAAGACUGCAUCAUUGUGACCUGCGUCCGAGCAAACAGCACCCAAGGAUCCAUCGGGUUUUUAAAAAGUCUCCAGCGCCUGAACGUCACAAUUACACGAGCCAAGUACAGCCUCUUCAUCCUUGGACAACUGAAAACGCUCAUGGACAACAAAGACUGGAAUGAGCUGAUUCAGGAUGCUCAGAGGCGGGGCACGAUUGUCAAGACCAGCCAUGACAGCUACAAAAAAGAUGCCACAAAAAUCCUGAAGCUCAUGCCUAUGCCCCAGAGGACUCGUUCCUUGCCCGGUGGUGCCAUGCCAGAGAGAACUCCACAAGGGCCAGCAGGCACAGUUAGCAAUGAGCAGAAAGAAGUCUCCAGCCACAAAGACAGCAAUUCUUGGCAACACUCAGUCAACACUUGCACUUCAGCAGAAGUUAGCCAUCGGUUCCUGGGUCUCCCUGGGUCUCACAUCUCCUCCCAGAAACCACCCCUCUCUCACCAGAUGAAGUCUGCCCAAGAGAGGCCACAGGACCCACGGCUGGCUCGAAGGGCACAGGCAGAGCAGGCUUGCAUGGACAAUAGAAAUCCUGCACCGAGUGGUUCAGGGGUGGCAUUGCCACGGGGCCUUGAUGCUCCUCCAGGGCAGAGAAAUUGUAGCAAUAACAUACGGCCAGUAGCCUGUAAGACAGAAGCGCCCGGGAAACCUGUCGCCACCACAGAGACAAAGAGACUGGGCAGAGGGGACCAGCAUAACCAGCCAGAGUGGAAGAAAGGCCAGGACUGCGUCUCCAGGGGCAAAAAGGCUUCCGAAGAUGCCCUGGAGAGCGGAAGUCUAGUGGCUGCCAAGAAGCGAAGGACCACCUACUAGCUUCCCGGUCUCCCCUCUGCAAUUGUGGGUAUGGGGGGAGACGUUGUUCCUCGUUCUUUCCACAACCUGCGGGCUCUGCUCCUCUCUGUAAGAAUGCCUUUAGCGAGUGUUCGUGCCGAAAGAUAGAUUAGAUGCUCCUGAUACAAACGGCAGCCACAGGUUUGAAAUCCCACACUGUAAAUUUUUAAAGUAUGUAUAUUUGUAUAGCAUUUGGGGGCUGGAAUGGAUUGGCGGGUAGCCACAGCUCAAGCUCUUGCCCACUGGCACCCGCAGGACGAUGGCCCGUCCUGGCCCCGGGAACUCCUGCCCAAGAAGGUCUUCAGCUGUGGCUGCCACCCUGUUUCCUUCAGCCCUAAGAUUUCACCUCUUGAGCGUGAUGCUUAUUUCUUUGGCCACCUUUGGAUCCUUUUUGAUAUUGAAGAAAUACGUUUCCCAAAAUAUAUAGCAGUAUAUUUAAAUUUAAAAGAACCCUCACAUAAUGUGCUCAGUAUGUUUUGCAACAGGGAAUUUUCACACAAGUGCCUUUUUUCCCCUUUUUUUAAAAAUUCCAAGUAAUGUGUGGGUACGUUGUGGAAGACUCCCAAAUGACAAUGAAUGUUGAGCAGAAACUAUGUUCUGCUGACUGGCGGCACUUUACAGCUCCUUUUUCUUGGGAGGGGGGGUGUUCCUCCAUUUUUGUAAUUUUUUUCUAAAGGUUGCAAAGUAGUGGGCCCUAGUUCUCGCGGUGACUGUGUGAUUUCUUGCUGUUGCAAACAUCAGGGUGCUUGCCAAGAUCCCCACCCAGUCCCAUCACGAGGGGACUGAAACGCCAUUCCUGCCAGCAGGGAGGCGAGAUUCCUACUCCACAUCUGCCACCAUCCUCUGCUGUUCAGGCGCCCCCAAGGGCCAGCCUCAGGUUGUGGCUCCUCCCACCCCCGCAGAGCCCUGCUUCCCUCUUCAGUGUGACACCCAUUAGUUGGACAGGAUUUUAAAUUACAAAUUCAGAAUAAUACUUGCUUCCUCUACGCAGAACAUGUAGAGACAAAAGGCCAAGUUAUAAGUAUGUCAAGAGAGCUGUUACUUUUGCUGUGUUGUGUAAAUAAAAUGAAAUAACCUUUUUUUUUAAAAGAACCAAGCAAACAAAAUACACAAAUACAACAGAA
Molecule: messenger RNA, 9051 nt
Organism: Eublepharis macularius
Lineage: Eukaryota; Metazoa; Chordata; Lepidosauria; Squamata; Eublepharidae
Gene: SETX
Product: senataxin
Exons: 25
Coding region: 98-7909 (2603 amino acids)
Biological process (GO): termination of RNA polymerase II transcription
Cellular component (GO): nuclear body
Molecular function (GO): ATP hydrolysis activity; helicase activity; transcription termination site sequence-specific DNA binding
Source: RefSeq, a predicted model, not a curated record